AUGUUCUUCAAACUUUCCAAAUGGUCAAAAUCUGCAAAGCAAUUGUUCAACAGAAAUGACUUUGGCAAAGUUCAGAAUAAAGAUCAAAGAUCUGUUUAUCUUGGCGGCACUGUCAUCAAAAUUACGAAGUCCAAUGGCCAAUACACUGUCAACUGCCGCCAGGCAGCUGUUCGUGCUCUUGUUCAGGCCACACGCACAAGGCAUAAAUACAGAACUAAUUGGGGCCGUACUCACAAGACUCACAUACAAAAAUGGCGCGCACUUACAGCUGGUGAGAUCCAAAAGAUCUACAAGGAGUGCAACAAACAAAUCGCAGGCCGCAUCAAGGCUUAUAAGCGCAUUUAA
Molecule: messenger RNA, 345 nt
Organism: Trichomonas vaginalis G3
Lineage: Eukaryota; Parabasalia; Trichomonadida; Trichomonadidae
Exons: 1
Coding region: 1-345 (114 amino acids)
Source: RefSeq, a predicted model, not a curated record